AUACACUAUAACGGAUAACGCAUCAUCUCACUGAACUUGAACGAAGAUAGUUGAGUGUGGCUUGGUCGUUCAUUUCCUUCGACUUAAAUGGCUACGCUUAACUUUGGCUUAGCCACAACAAGUGUGAAUGGUGGUUAUAGAGCUAGAAGCAAAUUGAGCCGACGCAAACCCACAAUUGUGUGCAUUGGAUGGGACCCCGAAGGUGUGUUGGGCCCACCCAAAAGCGGCCACCUCGCUAGGCUUGAGUUUCGUAGACGGCUCGAAAAAGAUGCGGAUGCCCGCGAAGCCUUUGAACGCCAAGUCCGUGAAGAAAAAGAGCGCCGUCGAGCCCUUCGCCAAUCUCGUGAUGUUCCUGAUACUCCAGAAGGACUCAUAGAAUACUUCCUUGACACUGAAGCUCAAGAGAUUGAAUAUGAGAUUGCAAGAAUGAGACCACAGUUAAAUAAGGAAUUCUUUUCGCAAUUAAAAUCCGAGUUAGGACAGCUUCGGUUUGCUGUUAACAAAACACAGGCCAUGGAGGAUAGACUCAUUGAGCUGGAGGCUCUAGAGAGAGCCAUACAAGAAGGAACAGAAGCCUAUGAUAAGAUGCAAACUGAGCUCAUUAAAGCCAAGACAAGUCUAGCCAAAAUCUUGACAUCAAAGGAUGUCAAAGCAACUUUGCUGGAGAUGGUUGAAAGCAACGAGAUUAAUCGAUCUUUGUUGACCCUUCUCGAUGAAAACAUAGCAACUGCGCACGGGGCCAACCAGAAGCAAGCUGCGGAAUACAUGGAGAAGCUCCGUGGUGCUGUUCUCAAAUACAUAACAGUUUAGCUCAUAUAGUAUGAUUUAUUUCUUACUUUGUUAUUUACAUUUUUGAAAAUCUUUGCUGUUGAUAUUUGUAUCAAAUAAGCUAUAAGCUAUAUACAGUACUAUAGAACUGAGAUGUCACAGGCCUGUAGGAGAUUUUUUUCACUGUGAUAUCAUAGCAAAUGAGUUGUAAAUUUUGAAAUGUGAAUGAUGUAUUGAUCUGUCUUUAGUUGGAAAGCUGGUAAAAGUUGUUUGUAAAAUCA
Messenger RNA from Cicer arietinum (chickpea), 1049 nucleotides. RefSeq lists its product as uncharacterized. Lineage: Eukaryota; Viridiplantae; Streptophyta; Magnoliopsida; Fabales; Fabaceae. Gene Ontology annotation, cellular component: chloroplast stroma. The record is from RefSeq and is a predicted model, not a curated record.